Porites evermanni is the source of this 23219-nucleotide messenger RNA. The record is from the annotation of a GenBank genome assembly. NCBI's taxonomy places the organism in Eukaryota, Metazoa, Cnidaria, Anthozoa, Scleractinia, Poritidae.
AUGAGCAAACGAAAAGCACAAGAUCAAAAUCCAAACAGUGAUUUUUGUGACUUUCUCAGCGGUGGGGCUCAUUUAUUUAUUGUUUCUAUGCAUGGCUUCAUUUGGUGACCCUCUUGGCAUAUCAAAGCUCAAGGUUACUUCCAAAUAUUUCAGUAAUAUUUUUCGGUUGUUCCGGUUUCCAAACAGCCAAGGGCACUUUUGGCCGGCAGGAACAUAUCACGCAAAAGUAACUUCUUUUCCCAAAGAAUUAAAUUAACCGUAGUAUUCUUGUUUAUAGGCUAAAUUUAAACUUAAUGUCGCGAUUUACUUUUGAUGAUAUGAGCCUUUUUUAUACUGAUCAUGAAAAUCGUGUUUCUUUGAAUUUCAAACGUUUUUAGAGCUAGCGGAAUACGAGAAGAAUGUAUCGCGUCAAAUACACAAAUACAAUGCAUACAGGUAUUGCAAAUAGUAAAUUUUCUUCAAUACAACACAGUAAUAUAAAGUACAAACAGGAGCAAUAGAUAACCUUUAAGCAUUUGCUGGACUGUACAGCAAAUUAGUUCUGUGUGUAUAAUCUUUUUUGGUGAAGAAUUUUCUCAUCAAAGCCCUCUAUUCCCAUGGAACAGGUGAGAAAAAUAGGAGACUUUGAUUAGAAAGACUAAUAUGUACAAAUAUUGUAUAUAUUAUUGAUGAAUGUGGCACAAAUAUUUAUCUCUCUCAGCUCUUCUAGAGCCUAUAUCAUAAUCUACCAAGGCAUGGAAGGCAUAUAGGAGAUUCUUGCUUAAGGCAUUUUAAUAUUGCCCUGUAUUUAGAUGCAGCUAAUGGCUCUAUCAACAGAUACAGAAAGAAACUAAUGUGUAAGUUAUGUUAUAUUGUGCUCACAGGAAGGCAGCAUCUGUAUUAGCCAAACAUCCCACAAGGAUCAAAAGUGGAGAAGAAGCCCGUAAAUUGGUGAGAAUAGGUAUACUAAGGUAUACAUCUGUUAUAGUGGUAGAUUGAUUGAGUGAUAGAAUGGGCUGCAGCCCAUCCUUUUUUCUUGGUGACACAGAUGUUCUCAGAACUCUUUAAUCAAUCAACAAAAUUAAUUGUAUUGGCCCCCUUUUUCUGAAUUAUUUUCUGGACCUGCCUAUCCAUCAGGCUUUUCGGAACCAUGUGUUUGGUUGGGGGGUUGGGGUCUGGGUGGGGGAAUGGUGGAGGGUGGGGAUUUUCACCUUGUCUUUCCAGUGUGCAAAAAGAGUAGUAUGAGAUAACCUGGGGCUAGAAGAUUUUGCGAUCGGGCUGGUAAUCAAUCCUGCUCAUCACCAUCAAUUUUUUGGGGGGUCAGUUAUAAUGACUUUUGGGCCAGUACGUGCUAGCUGCAGCUUGCCCAAUCACAAGGCUCGAAAUAAUUUCCGGGGAGCCUUCAGACACGAUGACCGGCCAAAUUCAUUUUAACUCAGUCACUUAUCGUUUCUGGCCGGUCAAAUUUAUGAGAUAAAUAACUCUUAAAACAAGGGCCCAUGAACCAAAACUGGCGUUAUAUAUUUCAAAAAAACAGCUAUGGGUUCAGAUAUUUCGCAGGGUCGAGGGGCUGCGAAAUUUGUUAGAAAUCUUAUCCAAUACAUGUUGAUACAACAUAUUUGAAACUUAUCUCGGCCAUUGGGGCUGUUAAUUGCCGUCAACUUCAUCCCCACAACGAGCGAACAACGUUCCAAAACUACCAGGCAUAAGUUAUGUUGGGAACAACUGGGCACUAGUCAUGAUGUUUUAAAAAGCUUUGCCAUUGGCUCAUUUCUCGAGUGCUUUGUAGUUAAAAUAGCAAGUGAUUAUCUCUGUUAAAAAACUUUAAAGACGCUCGUCAAAUCAGCGCAAAAUUGAUCGAUUUCUAGCGAAAUUUGUCCAGAAAAUUCCCACGAAAUCGGUUGUUUUUAUCUAUUGUUUUUUGGCAAAGUUAGUCCCGAAAUUAGAAAUUCCCGCAAUAUCGGCUGGUUUUUCUGCGAAUGUCUCUAAAAAUCCCGCGAAACUUGACUUUUUUCUCCGUGACUGACCAGACGCCCUGAAGUUGUUGUUUAACUCAUAAAAGUGAAAAUAUUUUUAAUUUUGUGACCGAAAGCACAUGAACCCUAAUGUCUGUUUCAAUGCGCGAAUUGUAAACAACAGUUCUAGUUGUAUUUCACCCAGGAUUUCAGAUCAACGUUUCGCAAUGCACAGCGACUCGCUACAUACUGAUAACAAUUGAAACAACUGAUUGUGACCAAUCAACAUGACCGGCAAUACGAAAAGUUGACUGGUCAACUCCCCAGUCAGUCUGGACAUUGCCCAUUGACCGGCCGCUGUUUCGAGCCCUGCAAUCAGCAAGCUGUAAAACUUGCUUUCUUUUCUACCUGCUUUCAGUUUGUUCUCUCUGCAUUUUUGUAAAUUAACUCUUAAAUACACGCCCCCCCACCCCCCGCCAGUUUCCUUGUACUGUCCGUACAACCAUAAUGUUAACUUAUAUGGUCUAUCUAAUUACAUAACCACUUUUUGUUUGUCAUGCAGCUGGUUACUGGUAUUGAGGAAAUGUCUGUAGGUUUAGCUUUCAUUUGGUGAUUUGACUAUUGCUCAGUGUCUUUUCAACCUUUUGUAUUGCAUCAUUUGGUAAUCACACUCAUCUGUAACACCAAGAAAUUAAACUAUUGCAACAGGCAUUGCAUCGUGAUACAGUAAUGGCUAUAUCAGAGACCGGGUCCAUCUUGUACCCCUUUGGAAAUUCCAGCUGGUUCAGAUUGAUGUGAGAAAAAAUAAGAAAGAGGAUGAGAAAUUGGUGGGACAUGCUUUACCUUGAACAGUUUCUUUUACAUGACUGUGUUAUUAUUAAUUUAUAUUUUAAUUGCAACUCAAAAAUGAUGAAAAGGUGGCAAGGUUACCUAAGAGAAACUUGUGAAUAGACUGACUUUUGGAUAAUUAAGACGGAAUCCCCCAGGAAAUUGAGUAAUUUUAAUUCUCAUGGUGGAAAGUUGUCUGUUCAUUAUAAAUGUUUUGAUUACAUACAUUACAUUCACUGACAGUACCUUUAUCAUUGACUUCUUUGUUUGUUUUCAUAAUCUUUUAAGCCUGGAAUUGGAGAUAAGAUUGGGAAAAAGAUUGAUGAGUUUAUCAAAACAGGCAAGUUGGAAAAGCUUGAAAAGGUACUAUAAAAAUAUACUACAGUCUUCUGUAACUUAAGCCGUUUUCUUUUCAGAAAAAAUCUGAACAAAGCAAAAUAUAACAUCUACUGAAAUCUCCUACCAGUUUUCAGCACCGAAGAUUCCCGUUUUGAGGAGAUAUAAAGCCACCAACUCCAGUUCUUCUAGCUAGCCAUCCAUUUUUCAGCUGCGAUAAAAACCGUUGUACUUGUCAAUUUAUGCAAGCAUUUUAGAUUUGCCACCACAUUCGCACAGGCAGUUUGCCAUUGGAGAUAAUGAGAAAAAUAAGACGAUUACCAUAUUUUUCUUCAUCAUGGUCCCCAAGUGAUAAUCUCGCUGCACAUUCAGCAUAAAGUUCUUCUUCUUGUAGUGCUAACUUAUUUGCCCUAGGUUUUUGAUUACUCAGUUUCUUGCAAUAAAGCUUUGAGUAAUAAUAUCCUUUCAGAUAGGAGAUAUAGUCCUUUAGCACUCUUCCCCCACUUGUGCAUCAACUUUCCCAAAUUGUAGCAUAGCAUUUUAAGGUUAAAUUUGACCAGCAUCCUGUGCAGCGAGUUGCAUGGUCAUGAUUGACUUCAAACUUGCAGAUAUAAAACUUGUGAGCUCUGAGGCAUAAUUGCUGAAGUUGGGAAAAAUCUAUCAUAGGAUUUUGAAGUUAUUUGCAUUUUUUGUAAAAAAAAAAUGAAGUUUUAAAUGUAUCCCGAUAUCUCAGGUGUUUUUAUACCUACAAGAAAAUGAAUAACAUUUUUUUAAAGUUCCACCAUUUUUUAUUAAGGAUGCCAAAAAUCAUCCAAAUCAGUCAAAUCAUUCCUGCUGAAAAACCUGAUUCAAAAACAUAACCAACACCCAUAUAAAUAGGUUCGCACCACCUUACAAAGCAUUAUUUUUUAGUACCAGUUAUACAAUACACUGUAUAUAGUACCAAUAAAAUAGUCAAGUCUGUCUUGAUUUUUUUCUAGAUCAGAGGUGAUGAAACUACAAAAGCAAUUCAACAGUUAACAAGAGUAUCUGGCAUUGGGUCAGUAUUAACACCAGCUAGUUGCUUUUGUUACGGAAGAGUAUUGAGUGCUUAUAAUUUGCUUACUUGAUGAAGUAAUGGCUAAAGUCAUGUUCGAUAGCCUGAGAAAACAGCCAACUUUUUUUGUUGUCACCUUUAAACAGGGUUCGUACAGGUCAUGGAAAACCUGAAAAGUCAUGGAAUUUAAGAAUUUCAUUUUCAGGCCUGCAAAGUCAAUUAAGACUUGAAAUAAUAAGGAUAUAUAAUUGAAUCAUAAACCAAGACUUCCAUUUCUGUUGGCUAAAUGAUGGAUCACAAGUGUCAAGGCCUGUGCAAUGAAUUUGUUUCUUCAACUUACUUUGUUUUAGACCUGCUGCUGCCAGAAAAUUUGUAGAUGAAGGAAUAACAUCACUGGAAGGUUAAUAUUGCUCCAUUUUUGCUGUGCACAUGAGUUUUUAUAUAGUACGUGGUCUGAUGUCACAAAUUAAUAACUUGAUAGUAAUAAUAAGUACUUAUUAACAAUUAUAUUACCCUCUCCCAAUGAAUCAAACAUUUCAGAUUUAACAUUACAAGUUAGAAAUACCAACUUUGGCAGGAGAGGAACCAGCUGAAAAUUUUUUAGCCAUAGCUAAAACAUUUAAGUUGAGAUUGACUGGUGUGAAUCAACUUCCAGGGCUCAAAAUUGCAACUGAUACAGUUGCCAAUGCGACUAACAUUUUUGCCUUGGUGACUAAAAUUCUGGUUUAGUCGCCACUUUGGCGGCCAGAUUUCUCUAAGAUUUAGAUUUAAAUUAAAAGAGUGAGUUAAAACAAACAUUUUAUCCUCUCUUGCUUUACUUUCAUCAUAAAACAUGCACCAAAUUGCACAAACAAAGCCAAUUUAUCUCCAAAUUUUUACCGUCUUCUGUCCACGAUAUUUUAAAACAAUCAAAUACAAUGCAUUGCGCCAUACUAGGAGCUGCAUCAUCAUUAUAGCGGAGCUCCACGCGCACGCGAAGCGCGCGCGUGGGCGGAGCCCCAUUGCUAAGUAAAUCUACCCAUCCCAGAAAAUUUGGUAAUCACGUGACCGUACACCGACCGCCGACCGCCGACCGCCGACCGCCGACCGACCGUCCGUCCGCACCACAGGAAAACCAAUGUUUACUCUCACAUUUUAGCUAGUUUGGGAGCCCAAGAGAAAACUAAUUUCACAUCAAUGUUGUGAUCAAUUGACAGCUGUCAAAACAGGGCAUCCGCUGACCAGUAUCACCUGACCGUAGCGCGGGCUCAAGUGUCGACCCAUCGAGGUCGAGUAUUUUUUGAAGUUAUCCGCUGACAAAUUACCAGUUUGAAAUGAUCGCUGGCUCAAGUUUAUUUUUUCCAAGGAUUCAUAUCAAAUAUGUUGUGUUUAUGUCACCAUGGCCCCGCACUAUUAGAAUUUUGAUUUCAAACUGACUUCGGAAGCGAAAAUUCAGCCAGUUUUUUUAAAAGUACAGGCGGGGAAGACCUUAUCUUACCAUGGUCACGCGUUGGUCACGCUCUACGUCCAAUUUUUAUACUCUGAUUGGUCAAAAUUUGACAGGUGAGUUCAUGCGAAAAAAUUAUGCAGCAUCUUGAAAAUUGUUUACUUUGACAGCUGAAGCUGAAGAGUUUUGUGUCAACUUGUGAUGUUUUUAACUGUCUUUUUCUUCUGGAUGUACAAAAUGAAAUACAGCUGCUAUCAAGAGUCUUCUGUUAUUCAUGGCUGGUUUGUUUACUGGGUUUUUGGUUGAGGAACGCGUCGCUUGUCAAAAUUUGGUAAUUCGAUUUCGGAUGGCAUCGUUUUCGUUUUUCACCUUGCUUAAUGCUUAAGAGGGUUUAAAAGUCUCAAGCAACUGUGGCCUUCCUUGAUAGCUUUCAGGAACUGAAUCUCGAAUGGUAAGCCUGAGUAACUAUUGUAUUUGAUGUUUGUUUUUGUUAUAUCUAAUUUCAUGAAGUCUUGCACAUUCACGCUGACAGUUUAUGCGGCAAGUUUAUGCACGUUUGUAGCCGUAGUUUGAGUCAAUGAUCUGACCUAGUAUCAGGUUUGAACGGUUUGAUAUAAGCUUACAGAACUUUAAAAAGCCUUCAGAUAUAUUUGCUCACCACAGAUAGAAAACGUUCCGAAGAAUAUUUAGUUAUAAAUUUGGCUGUAGAAAGAAAACUUUGAGCGAUUUUCUUGCUUCGAGGAGUUCACCUUGGAAAACAGUAAACACCCGCGCCGGGAAGCCGGCUUAUAAAGCUUCACGCCGAGACUCAGGAUUUUUAGAGACACUUUAAUACUUGUCUUCAUGAAUGAAAAUUGUUAUCUCUGUAAAUGUUUCACCGAAUUAUAUUUCUUUUUUUGAUUGUUAGUAGUCUCUCUUGCAAUUUUAAUCGCUUGUCUGUGCCGUUUGUUUUCAUCGUUCAUGAACAUCGCUUGCAGGAGUACUCAAAAAUGUCGCGCGUAUCAAACGCUUUAUAAGAUUACACAUCGUUAUAACUGAAACCAUUAAAUAACAAAAAAAAAAAAUAAUAAAUUCGCUAUUAUGUUGAAGUGUAACGCUAUUAAAGUUCAUUCAAACACUCGACCACACUGACAGCUCGCACUAUAGAAACGAGAACCGGCUAGCCAUAUGGGUGAUUUUGGAAAUUUUUGAACGGUUUCGCUUUACGAUUGAUCGUCCUGAAUAUUGACUGAGUGCAAUUUGUCUUGAAAAAUUGUGAAAUACUGCAUUCUGUCCGAGGUCUGUGUGAUAAAUAGUACUGUUUCACCUCAAAUGUGAUGUAUAAAAAUUAUAAAAGGUUGGUUUAAACACCCCCAGAUUUGUUGGCAAGAAUUUGUAAAGUAAACCUCUCGAACGCAAAAAAAUUCGGCGUGAUUUGUUUUCCAAGAAUUUGUUUUCGAGGCCUAAUCUACUGUGAUCUUGAAUGUGAUCGAAGAUGUUUGCUAUUUUUUGGGUGUACAUAUAAGGUUAUCAAUUCGAUGUAAGAUGUUUCACUCUAAAAUAACUUAGCCUUUCCCUCAAAAGUCACAUGAAUGUGCCCUUAAGUUAAAUGAUUUGUGGAUUAAAAGUUUAUUUUUUAAUUUAAAUUAUAAAUUUAUUAAUUGGAGCUUCGCUUUUAGCCCUGGCUAAAUCUAUAUAUUACAAACUGGCGACUAAAAAUUUUGCAUUUGGUGACUAUAACAUUAUUAUUUCUCCAGUUUGUCACCAAAAGACGACCUGAGGAUUUUUUUAAUUUUGAACCCUGACUUCAUUUGAACCUGGGCAACUAUAUAGGACUAUAGUCAACCUGAAAAACUUUUAUUUGAGUGUCAAUGUAUUUUGAACCAAGACACUUUAUUGAGGACACUAUUUUACAUUUCCUACUACAGACAGGGUCGCCACUUUACAUGGUCAUCCAAGCAAUGCAAAGGUCUAGCCGUUUGAAGGAGCAGUACUUUCAUUUCUCAGUUAUUUUAACCCUUUAAACCCUAAGAUCAAAGUUUGAAUUCUCAUUUGUUGCCCCUAUUUAUUUCCUACAGAAGUAGUGGGGAGAAGUUGAUAACAUAUCAAGCACAUUCGUAAUUCGUCUUGUGUGAUCAUGUCCGUAAUUCUCGUGACCACUCUGUUUUACAAAGCACAGAUAUUACAAGGAGAAAUUUAAUGCUGAUCACUCUUAGGGCUUAAAGGGUUAAGACCCCAAGCAAUGGUUCUGCCCAAGGGAUCAAACCUGCAACAUCCCAUUCUGCAGUCAAACGCUCCACCAACUGAUACACGAGCUAAUCCUGCUGUGGUUAAUGCUGAACUAUAUAACUUUAGGGUAUCUAAAUUAGACUAGCUUGUAAUAAUAAAAAUUAUAGUCCAUUUUUUUGGUUCCAUGUAGGUUUGAGGCAGGUUCAAGACAAACUUAAUCAUCAUCAGAAAAUUGGUUUCAAGUAUGUUGGUCACAAGGAUUGUUCUUGUCUUCCAUUCAGUACUGAGUGGAAAUUGUUUUUUUUUUACUCUGUUGCAUGGCCCCCUAUGAAAUAAUAGCUUUUAUCUAUCCUUAGGUAUGUUGAGGAAUUUGAGAAACGGAUCCCACGAGAGGAGAUGCUAAAAUUACAGGUCUGUGAUAAAACCUUGAACUGCUUUGUUCAACUGCUUUGUUAUCCAUCUAGAAUAGCUCUGCUAAUAGGCCUUUUGCAAUAACCCCCCCCCCCCCACCCCAGUUUCCCUGUCAGUACAACCAGAAUGUUAACUUAUAUGGUCUAUCCCUAGUGUCUUAAUUACACAGCCACUUUUUGUUUGUCAUGCAGCUGGUUACUAGUGGCCAAAAGGGAGUGUCUCAUGGUAUUGAGGAAACGUCUGUAGGUUUAGCUUUCAUUUGGUGAUUUGACUAUUGCUCAGUGUCUUUUAAACCUUUUGUAUUACAUCAUUAUUUUGGUAAUCACAUUCAUCUGUAACAGCAAGAAAUUAAACUAUCGCAAGAGGAGUUGCAUGGAGAUACAAUAAUGGCUAUAUAAGAGACUGGGACUAUCUUGUAACCCUUUGGAAAUUCCAACUGGUUCAGAUUGACGUGAGCACCAAUAAAAAAGAGAAUGAGAAAUUGGUGGACAUGCUUUACCUUGAACAGUUUCUUUUACUUGACUGUGUUGUUAAUUUAUAUUUUAAUUGCAACUCUAAAAUGAUAAAAAGGUGGCAAGGUUACCUAAGAGAAACUUGUGAAUAGACUUUACCCACGUGGAAUUGAUGUCUUUCAGAUAAUUAAGAUGGAAUCCUCCAGGAAAUUGAGUAAUUUUAAUUCUCACAUUGGAAAGCUGUCUGUUCAUUAAAAAUGUUUUUAUUCAAGUACAUUCUCUGACAGUACCUUUAUCAUUGACUUCUUUGUUUGUUUUCAAUUCAUAAUCUUGCAAGCCUGGAAUUGGAGAUAAGAUUGGGAAAAAGAUUGACGAGUUUGUCAAAACAGGCAAGUUGGAAAAGCUUGAAAAGGUACUAUAAAAAUGUACUACAGUCUACUGUAACUUGAGCCCAUUUCUUUGCGCAAAAAAUCUCAACAAAGCAAAAUAUAACAUCUACUGAAAUCUCCUAUCAGUUUUUAGCACUGAAGAUUCCCGUUUUGAGGAGCUGCGAUAAAAACCCUUGUACUUGUCAAUUUACGCAAGCAUUUUAGAUUUGCCACCACAUUUGCACAGGCAGUUUGCCAUUGGGGAUAAUGAGAAAAAUAAGACGAUUGCCAUAUUUUUCUUUAUCUUUGUCCCCAAGUGAUAAUCUCACUGCACAUUCAGCAUAAAGUUGUUCAUCUUGUAGAGCUAACUAUAUUUGCUGUAGGUUUUUGAUUACUCAGUUUCUUGCAAUAAAGCUUUAGGUAAGAAUAUCCUUUCAGAUAGGAGAUAUAGUCCUUUUAGCACUCUUCCCCCACUUAUGCAUCAAUUUUCCCAAAUUUUAGCAUAACAUUUUAAGGUGAAAUUUGACCAGCAUCCUGUACAGCAAGUUGCAUGAUUGCAUGAUUGACAUCAAACUUUCAGUUAUAAAACUUGUGAGCUCUGAGGUGUAAUUGCUGAAGCUGGGAAAAAUCUGUCAUAGGAUUUUGAAGUUAUUUGCAUUUUCUGUAAAAAAAAAAAUGAAAAUUUGAAUCUAUACCGAUAUCUCAAAUGUUUUUAUAUCUACAAGAAAAUGAAUAACAUUUUUUUAAAGUUCCACCAUUUUUUAUUAAGGAAUGCCAAAAAUCAUCCAAAUCAGUCAAAUCAUUCCUGCUGAAAAACGUGAUUCAAAAACAUAACCAACACCCAUAUAAAUAGGUUCGCACCACCUUUCAAAGCAUUAAUUUUUAAUACUAGUUAUACAAUACACUGUAUAUAGUACCUAUGAAAUAGUCAAGUCUGCCUUGAUUUUUUUCUAGAUCAGAGGUGAUGAAACUACAAAAGCAAUUCAACAGUUAACAAGAGUAUCUGGCAUUGGGUCAGUAUUAACACCAGCUAGUUGCUUUUGUUACGGAAGAGUAUUGAGUGCUUAAAAUUUGCUUACUUGAUGAAGUAGUGGCUAAAGUUCAUGUUCGAUAGCCUGAGAAAACAGCCAACAUUGUUGUCACCUUUAAACAGGGUUCGUACAGGUCAUGGAAAACCUGGAAAGUCAUGAAUUUAAGAAUUUUGAGGCCUGCAAAGUCAAAUUAAGACUGGUAUCAAUUCGAAAUAAUAAGGAUACAUAAUUGAAUCAUAAUUGAAUCAUAUAAUUUAUAAUUGAAUCUCUUCCAUUUCUGUUGGCGUAAUGAUGGAUCACAAGUGGCAAGGCCUGUGCAAUGAAUUUUGUUUCUUCAACUUAUUUUGUUUUAGACCUGCUGCUGCCAGAAAAUUUGUAGAUGAAGGAAUAACAUCACUGGAAGGUUAAUUGAUAUUGCUCCAUUUUUGCUGUGCACAUGAGUUUUUAUAUAGUACGUGGCCUGAUGUCACAAACUAAUAACUUGAUACUAAUAAUAAGUACUUAUUAAUAAUGAUAUUAGCCUCUCCCAAUAAAUCAAACAUUUCAGAUUUAACAUUAAAUUUAAAAAUCCCAACUUUGGCAGGAGAGGAACAAGUUGAAAAAUGUUCUUUCUUGAGAUUGACUGGUGUGAAUCAACUUCCAGGGCUCGAAAUUGAGACUGAUAUGGUCGCCAAUGUGACUAACAUUUUUGCCUAAGUUGGCGACUAAAAUUCUGGUUUAGUGGCCACUUUGGCAGCCAGAUUUCUCUAUCAUUUAGAUUUAGAUUAAAAGAGUAAAGUUGAAGAAACAUUUAUCUUCUCUUGCUUUACUUUCAUCAUAAAACAUGUGCUAAAUUGCAUAAACAAAGCCAGUUUACCUCCAAAUUUAUACCAACUUCUGUCCACGAUAUUUUCAAACAAUCAAAUAUGAUGGAUUUUGCCGUACUAGGAGCUGCAUCAUCAUUAUAAAAACUGGUGACAAAAAUUUUGCAUUUGGUGACUAUAAUUGUUGUUUCUCCAGUUGGUCGCCAAAAGGCAACCUGAGGAUUUUUUUAAUUUUGAGCCCUGACUUCAUUUGAACCUGGGCAACUAGGACUAUAGUCAACCUGAAAAACUUUUAUUUGAGUGUCAAUGUAUUUUGAACCAAGACACUUUAUUGAGGACACUAUUUUACAUUUCCUACUACAGACAGGACUGCCACUUUAUGUGGUCAGUACUUUCAUUUCUCAGUUAUUUUAACCCUUUAAACCCUAAGAUCAAAGUUUGAAUUCUCAUUUGUUGCCCCUAUUCAUUUCCUAUAGAAGUAGUGGGGAGAAGUUGAUAAAACAUCAAGCACAUUUGUAAUUCAUCUUGUGUGAUCAUGUCCAUAAUUCUCGAGACCAAUCUGUUUUACAAAGCACGGAUAUUACAAGGAGAAAUUUGAUGCUGAUCACUCUUAGGGCUUAAAGGGUUAAGACCUCAAGUAAUGGUCCUGCCCAAGGGAUCAAACCUGCAACAUCCCAUUCUGCAGUCAAAUGCUUCACUAACUGAUAAACUGAUACACGAGCUAAUCCUGCUGUGGUUAAUGCUGAACUACAUAUAACUGUAGGGUAUCUAAGUUAGACUAGCUUGUAAUAAUAAAAAUUAUACUCCAUUUUUUUGGUUCCAUGUAGGUUUGAGGCAGGUUCAAGACAAACUUAAUCAUCAUCAGAAAAUUGGUUUCAAGUAUGUUGGUCACGAGGAUUGUCCUUGUCUUCCAUUCAGUACUGAGUGGAAAUUGUUUUUUUUACUCUGUUGCAUGGCCCCCUAUGAAAUAAUAGCUUUUAUCUAUCCUUAGGUAUGUCGAGGAAUUUGAGAAACGGAUCCCACGAGAGGAGAUGCUAAAAUUACAGGUCUGUGAUAAAACCUUGAACUGCUUUGUUCAACUGCUUUGUUAUCCAUCUAGAAUAGCUCUGCUAAUAGGCCUUUUGCAAUAGUAAACACGAAAACAGUUCUCUUUUAAAUAAUUUUGUUGGCAGGAACUGAAAGAGCAUACGAAAAUUAGGUAACCUGUAAAUAAUCAGCCUUAUACUUCAAAAACAGCAGCUGCAACAGCCGCUAAAAAUUAAAAGGAUUUAUAUGGGAAAAACAACUUUUGCCACCCAGUCACGCUUGAAUGGCUUGCCAUACAAAUCCUUGUAAACUUUGAAAGUUUCAUUAUGAAACUCACAUUACAUAUUAUGAAACUCAAAUUUUUCUUUUGUUGAUGANUUUUUACGUUUUUUUUUUAAAUCUCACUUUAUAAUUUUGAAAAUCUAAUUUUUUUUUUUUUUUGUGGGAAAAAUUUGGGGCCCGGUACGCGUUGGGGACCUUUUGUUUUUCGGCGGAAAAAAAGUAAUUUCGGGUUUCCCCCCUCCCCCCCCCCCCCCCCCCACUUUGCACAGUGUUGUGUGUUACAAGACAAACACCCUUUGCAUAUCUUGCACACAUUAAGGACCUGAACUUUGUUCAGGGGGAUGGGUUGAAAACUUAUUAAGGCGGUGUGUAUGAGUGUGUAUUGCGGGUUAGCUUCAAAUUCCAUACAAAAAACAAAGAAUCCUUGUGAUCAACUUACUGGAAACCAGUUUUUUGAUGAUGAUAAAGUUUGUCUUGAACCCUCUUUAAACCUACAUGAAACCAAAAAAAUGGGGUAUCAUUACAAGCUAGGCAAAGCAUGAAGACAUUCACCAGGACAUUAAUCAUAUAAGUGCAGCUGUGCGGGAUAGGAAUAGAAGGUUUACUAAGAUUCAGAAUAUAAACUUUAUCAUUAUUCGUUGGCUAAUUUUGUAAUUUCAAAAACCUUUAAAAUCUGACUGUUAGUUGUAACUUUAGGCUUCCAAUGUCUAAAUUUUAUUUUCGUUUUUAGGAAAUGAUCAUGGAGAAGAUUGCAGAGUUUGACAAGCAAAUUAUUGCAACAGUUUGCGGUAGUUUCAGAAGAGGUAUUGGCAGUGGUCUUUUAUUGUCUGAUGAUUGUAACAACCAAGAGGCAGAUCCAGGGGGGGGGGGUUGGACUGGGUGGCUAGCCAUCCCCCCUUUAGAACAGCCCAUAAAAGUUUUCUUCCAACGAAAUUCGUCUCCUUUGUUUUUGUUAUCUCUCACUCCCUUGCUCUUGCUCUGCUAUCCACGUCAGUCUAGACAGUAAAAUUUAGUGGACUUGUCUGUCUGGUAGUUAAUGUGACAUUUGACAUUGCCUUACAUGGAGUGGACGAACGUACGGAUAUACGGACAGUCACGUGAUUACCAAAAUUUCUCUCAUCUACAGGUUACCAUUUUUUCUUCCCCAUAGUGCUAUGCUGCACGCGCUUCGCGCGCGCGAGCGUUCCCUAUAAGCCCAGAGCUUAUAAGCGGCAGUUUAUUGUAUCUCUGAUGGUAGAUUGCUCACAUAUCAAUUUUUCAUAUAUCAUGAGGUGCCACCUCCAGUGGAGAUAUUGAUGUGUUAUUGACGCACCCAUCAUUCAACUCAACUGACAGAGAGUUUGAUAAGGUCAGUAAUAGUAUACAGCAAAAAAAUACUCCUACAAAUAUUCUCCCUAAAUAGCAUAAACUCAUUAGUGUUCAACGUAGCCUGUUCACAGACCCUCUCUUUUCUCUUUAGAUAUUGUCUAGCGCGCCUAUGGAAAUAAAAACCGCGAGGGAUUUAUUGUCCGCAAGUUGAAUUGGGUGGUGGUGGGGAAAAAGAGAAAAUAGUUCCUUUCGUUUUUUCUCGCAUUCCAAUUCGCUCUCGCGUGCGAACCAAGCGAUCUCACUUUCAAAUCGUCGAAAAAAAACCGUCGUACAGGUCAUGGAAAACCUGGAAAGUCGUGGAAUUUUAGAAUGUCAUUUUCCAGGCCUGUAAAGUCAUGGAAUUUAAUUAUCGUUCCUUGAAAGUGAUGGAAAAUUAAAGUUUUGUUUGGUAGUUUGGUUACUGCAGAUGGCAAAGCGAGGACAAUGUAAGAUAGACAGCAGUAAUUAAACAGCGCAAACGGCACGCUUUUUGGUGAACACCAUAGUUUGUUUCUGUUGAGCUGCUUAAGGUCAAAAAAUACCCCAAAACAAGGAAAAUUUUGAAAAUUUUUGAAGGUGACCACUAAACCAGAGGUCUUGGAAAAUUUGAAAACGUCAUUGAAAAAAGUCAUGGAAGGUCAUGGAAUUUCAGGAGCUCAAAAGAGUACGAACCCUGAGCAAAACUUCCGUGAACAGGCCAUGUUAAACCAUUCUUAUUUGCGAAGUAUCAUUGACAAGGAAGUAUCGUAGAAAGCAAUGGUGAUGAGAGUAAUAAAAAAGGGUAUUCCUUCCAAAUCCCUCACCAACAACCCCCCCAUCCGCCCUCUUUACCUUUGCCAAAUUACACUAUUGUUCAUAAACAUCACAGCAUCACACUAUCGUAUAACUAAUUCCGAGACUCAUUGCAAAUUAUAAACUUCACUUUCAAUUUGUUGUUUUUGCGAAUCGCUCGGACUUCAUCAGCGAUGUGAGAACAUCAGUUUGCUCUUAUAUUCUUGCUAUUAUUUGUAGAAAGCUCUUCUACAUGGUGUUGUGGACACGCUAUCGAAAGGAAGUUUCGUAACUGAUUCUCUAUCCUUGGGGGACACGAAAUUUAUGGUAAGGAAACCGUAAGUUAAAGAGACAUUUAUUCAUUUGACGCAACCCUUUGUUCAUUCUUUUAUAGAAUUUAUUAGUUAAUCAAUAAUUAAUUAUUUAAAUGCGGAUUAAGUUAGUCAUUUAUUAACUUAAUUUUUUUGCAUUCGACGCAGAGAAAGCAAUCCUAUUCUAAGUGAUCUCGAUUAGAGCACCACUUGUGGUGUGCCAGACGUUUUCUGACACAUUUAUAAAUUUAAUAGGUUGAUUGAUUGACUGUUAGCUUUUGUUGAGACACUCCUGUGUGUCAUAGCAUUGCACAGACAGCCGUGUUGCCCAGACCGACACAGUAAGUAAGCGGCCUUCUUAGACUUGCCACAAGUCGACAAGCGAGCAGAGCGAGCUUUUUAGGCCGCGAGCGACAAAGUCGCGAGAGGUUAAAUCCGUCGAAGGACUUUUUUGAAAGUCUAGCGGCCUUCUGUGCGAGGAAUUCCGAGUUUGAUUCCUAGGCGUAACGUCAAAUCCUUGUUUCGACUUCUGUCAGUUCCUUGUGGCUUUGAGUAGCUUAAAAUAUCAGUAAAACGGAACACUUGUGGAGAGAGAGGGAUAAAAUGAGUGCACUGUUAGUCUGAUGCCGACCGUUUCGAUCUACCGACGUAUAAAAUUAAGGACCCUCUUUUCACUCUUCUGUUUAUUGCAAGGGGUGGGUCAGGAUUUUGCUUACCGCUACCAUCUCAUACGUACGAAGAGCUUUUAGCGAAAACUACUUUCCUUGUUUCCUUGUUUAUUCCUUUUUGCUCAGUACCUUUAUCCAUAAUGUAUAUAUAUUUUAUGGUUCAAUUUUUUUCUGUUAGCAAACAAUUUCCAAAACUCAGAGCAAAACAGUUUGAAGCAAAACGAAGACUUCAUUGUUUCCUGCGACCAAUUAGGAGACACCUUCCAAGCAGCUCCUACACUACUCUCGAUGGUCUUCUUGACUCGGCGCUUGAUGGCGUGAUUUUCGUCAGUUAAAACUUCAACAUUGUGUGGGUUGAUGUUAUGACUCGUUGCCCGGCAGUUGUCGUUUGUUAAAUUAUUUCGCUAGAGCAGAUGAACAACGUUUUGGGUGACGUAAGUUUUUUUCUUGAACAGAAUGGAAUUGAACCACAAUCUUCAUACAGUCAAAACCGUGUCAGUGACUAUUUUGUGCACAUUUCAUUGACAGGGAGUCUGUAUUUUGCCAAAAGCAAAGGAAAAGAUUCACAGAAGAAUUGACAUAAGGUGUGAAGCUUCUCAUUGUGUAUUUAUAGGGGGCUUAAACAAGAACGACGGCGACGACGGCGCUACGAAAACGUCACUUAAAAAGUGAAGUCGCGCUACUUCAAACUGUAUCGCGCUUAUUCCAUCUCGUUCAACUCGUCAAAUGUUGGCGACUUUUCUGGAGUUGAAUUCUAAAAGACGCUAUCAAAGUUCAGGAAAACUUGAAAAAAAGUAAGUCGUGUUAAGUGUUCACGUCCUCCACAAAACGUGAAAUUUGGCAUUUUCACGUCGUAGUCAGGAAUUUGAGAAACGGAUCCCACGAGAGGAGAUGCUAAAAUUACAGGUCUGUGAUAAAACCUUGAACUGCUUUGUUCAACUGCUUUGUUAUCCAUCUAGAAUAGCUCUGCUAAUAGGCCUUUUGCAAUAGUUGGUCACAUGAUCAAGUUUUUAUAAACAACAAAACAGUUCGUUUUUGAAUAAUUUUGUUAGCAGGAACUGAAAGAGCAUAGUAAGAAUAGGUAACCUGUAAAUAUUCAGCUGUGUACCUGAAAAGCAGCAGUUGCAACAGCCACUGAAAAUUCGAAGGAUUUGUAUGGGAAAACAACUCUUGCCACCCAGUCAUGCUUGAAUGGCUUUUAUUGCUAUACAAAUCCUUGUAAACUUUGAUAGUUUCAAAUUGUCAUAAAAUCUUUCCCUUACACAUUAUGAAACUCAAAUUUUCUUUUGUUCACAAGAGAAAAUUUGAGCCUUGUAAACGUUUGGGACACUUUGUGUUUCAGGUGACGAAAAUGCAAUUCGGGUUGACCCUCCUCCCCUCCCGCUGCACAGUGUUGUGUGUUACAAGACAAACACCCUUAGGGGGGUUUGGGGGGGUGGGGGUAAUCUUGUUGAGGUCGUGUUUAUGAGUGUGUAUUGCCUGUUAGCUGCAAAUCCCAUACAAAAAACAAACAAUCUUUGUGAUCAACAUACUUGAAACCAGUUUUUUGAAAAUGAUCAAGUUUGUCUUGAACCGUCUUUAAACCUACAUGAAACCAAAAAAAUGGAGUAUCAUUGCAAGCUAGGCGAAGAUGAAGAUAUUCCGCAGGGCAUUAAUCAUGUAAGUGCAGCUUGAACGGUCUUUUUCCCUUACCACUCUCUUUGUUCUUUACCAGCAUCUGGAUAGGCCUAGAAGGUUUAGUUAGAUUCAGAAUGUAAACUUUAUCAUUACUCAUUGGCUAAUUUUGUUAUUUCAAAAACUUUUAAAAUAUGACUGUUAGUUGUUGCUUUAGGCUUCCAAUGUCUAAAUUUUAUUUCCGUUUAAAUUAGGAAAUGAUCAUGGAGAAGAUUGCAGAGUUUGACAAGGAAAUUAUUGCAACAGUUUGCGGUAGUUUCAGAAGAGGUAUUGACAAUGGUCUUCUAUUGUCUGAUGAUUGUAACAACCCAGAGGCAGAUCCAGGGGGGGGGGGGGGGGGUGAAUUGGUUGGGAAGCCCCCCCCCUUUAAAACACCCCAAAAAAAUUUUUUUUCCAACAAAAUUUCUCCCCUUUUUUUUUUUUUUUUUUCACCCUUUUGCUUUUGCUCUUUUUUCCCAUCCCAUGGAACCAGGAAAAAAAAAAAAANCUCAACUGACAGAGAGUUUGAUAAGGUCAGUAAUAGUAUACAGCAAAAAAAUACUCCUACAAAUAUUCUCCCUAAAUAGCAUAAACUCAUUAGUGUUCAACGUAGCCUGUUCACAGACCCUCUCUUUUCUCUUUAGAUAUUGUCUAGCGCGCCUAUGGAAAUAAAAACCGCGAGGGAUUUAUUGUCCGCAAGUUGAAUUGGGUGGUGGUGGGGAAAAAGAGAAAAUAGUUCCUUUCGUUUUUUCUCGCAUUCCAAUUCGCUCUCGCGUGCGAACCAAGCGAUCUCACUUUCAAAUCGUCGAAAAAAAACCGUCGUACAGGUCAUGGAAAACCUGGAAAGUCGUGGAAUUUUAGAAUGUCAUUUUCCAGGCCUGUAAAGUCAUGGAAUUUAAUUAUCGUUCCUUGAAAGUGAUGGAAAAUUAAAGUUUUGUUUGGUAGUUUGGUUACUGCAGAUGGCAAAGCGAGGACAAUGUAAGAUAGACAGCAGUAAUUAAAAAGCGCAAACGGCACGCUUUUUGGUGAACACCAUAGUUUGUUUCUGUUGAGCUGCUUAAGGUCAAAAAAUACCCCAAAACAAGGAAAAUUUUGAAAAUUUUUGAAGGUGACCACUAAACCAGAGGUCUUGGAAAAUUUGAAAACGUCAUUGAAAAAAGUCAUGGAAGGUCAUGGAAUUUCAGGAGCUCAAAAAAGUACGAACCCUGAGCAAAACUUCCGUGAACAGGCCAUGUUAAACCAUUCUUAUUUGCGAAGUAUCAUUGACAAGGAAGUAUCGUAGAAAGCAAUGGUGAUGAGAGUAAUAAAAAAGGGUAUUCCUUCCAAAUCCCUCACCAACAACCCCCCCAUCCGCCCUCUUUACCUUUGCCAAAUUACACUAUUGUUCAUAAACAUCACAGCAUCACACUAUCGUAUAACUAAUUCCGAGACUCAUUGCAAAUUAUAAACUUCACUUUCAAUUUGUUGUUUUUGCGAAUCGCUCGGACUUCAUCAGCGAUGUGAGAACAUCAGUUUGCUCUUAUAUUCUUGCUAUUAUUUGUAGAAAGCUCUUCUACAUGGUGUUGUGGACACGCUAUCGAAAGGAAGUUUCGUAACUGAUUCUCUAUCCUUGGGGGACACGAAAUUUAUGGUAAGGAAACCGUAAGUUAAAGAGACAUUUAUUCAUUUGACGCAACCCUUUGUUCAUUCUUUUAUAGAAUUUAUUAGUUAAUCAAUAAUUAAUUAUUUAAAUGCGGAUUAAGUUAGUCAUUUAUUAACUUAAUUUUUUUGCAUUCGACGCAGAGAAAGCAAUCCUAUUCUAAGUGAUCUCGAUUAGAGCACCACUUGUGGUGUGCCAGACGUUUUCUGACACAUUUAUAAAUUUAAUAGGUUGAUUGAUUGACUGUUAGCUUUUGUUGAGACACUCCUGUGUGUCAUAGCAUUGCACAGACAGCCGUGUUGCCCAGACCGACACAGUAAGUAAGCGGCCUUCUUAGACUUGCCACAAGUCGACAAGCGAGCAGAGCGAGCUUUUUAGGCCGCGAGCGACAAAGUCGCGAGAGGUUAAAUCCGUCGAAGGACUUUUUUGAAAGUCUAGCGGCCUUCUGUGCGAGGAAUUCCGAGUUUGAUUCCUAGGCGUAACGUCAAAUCCUUGUUUCGACUUCUGUCAGUUCCUUGUGGCUUUGAGUAGCUUAAAAUAUCAGUAAAACGGAACACUUGUGGAGAGAGAGGGAUAAAAUGAGUGCACUGUUAGUCUGAUGCCGACCGUUUCGAUCUACCGACGUAUAAAAUUAAGGACCCUCUUUUCACUCUUCUGUUUAUUGCAAGGGGUGGGUCAGGAUUUUGCUUACCGCUACCAUCUCAUACGUACGAAGAGCUUUUAGCGAAAACUACUUUCCUUGUUUCCUUGUUUAUUCCUUUUUGCUCAGUGCCUUUAUCCAUAAUGUAUAUAUAUUUUAUGGUUCAAUUUUUUUCUGUUAGCAAACAAUUUCCAAAACUCAGAGCAAAACAGUUUGAAGCAAAACGAAGACUUCAUUGUUUCCUGCGACCAAUUAGGAGACACCUUCCAAGCAGCUCCUACACUACUCUCGAUGGUCUUCUUGACUCGGCGCUUGAUGGCGUGAUUUUCGUCAGUUAAAACUUCAACAUUGUGUGGGUUGAUGUUAUGACUCGUUGCCCGGCAGUUGUCGUUUGUUAAAUUAUUUCGCUAGAGCAGAUGAACAACGUUUUGGGUGACGUAAGUUUUUUUCUUGAACAGAAUGGAAUUGAACCACAAUCUUCAUACAGUCAAAACCGUGUCAGUGACUAUUUUGUGCACAUUUCAUUGACAGGGAGUCUGUAUUUUGCCAAAAGCAAAGGAAAAGAUUCACAGAAGAAUUGACAUAAGGUGUGAAGCUUCUCAUUGUGUAUUUAUAGGGGGCUUAAACAAGAACGACGGCGACGACGGCGCUACGAAAACGUCACUUAAAAAGUGAAGUCGCGCUACUUCAAACUGUAUCGCGCUUAUUCCAUCUCGUUCAACUCGUCAAAUGUUGGCGACUUUUCUGGAGUUGAAUUCUAAAAGACGCUAUCAAAGUUCAGGAAAACUUGAAAAAAAGUAAGUCGUGUUAAGUGUUCACGUCCUCCACAAAACGUGAAAUUUGGCAUUUUCACGUCGUAGUCUUGUAGUGACGGAAAAGAAAUGUACAAAAAAGCAUGACGCACGUGCAAAGUUGUUAUUUUGCUAAUGUAAACCUAUUGCCUUUUUGCCGUUGCCGUUGCCUUUCCCGUCGCUGUCUUCGUUGCUUAAGCUCCCUAAAUUAGUGAUCAUCAAAAAGCCCAAGUCCUUCAUGUUUAUUCCAGAGUACCUAAUUUCCAUGAAGCAACAAGCUGGUAGUUUUGCAAACUUUUAGUUAAUAGAAACUAAACCCCGACCUUAUUACCGUAACAUCGUUAGGGACUUUAGACACCACGACGGCGACGACAACGAGAACGUCAAAAUAGCAAUAGGUUGAAUGGGCAAAACAACGACUCUCCACGUGCAUCACGCUUUUAUGUACAUUUCUUUACCGUCACUGCACGACUACGACGGGAAAAUGCCUAAUUUUCCUUUUCAUGGAGGACGUUAACAAGCGACGGCUAAAUUUUCUUUCUCUAUCUGAACUUGAAUGUGGUUCUUAGGAAUUCUGCUCAAAAAGAGUUCGCUUGCAUUGGCAAAGCAAAUGAGUUGGAGUAAUCGGGACAGACAUUGACACUGCAUUGAAAAUUGCUUUUCAAGCAACGUUUUCUUGGCCGUCGCCGUCGUGGUAUCUUAGGGCCUGUUUACAUGGAGUGGGGGACCCCGGUCUAGUGGGGUAGGUUUCUUUUGUUUUGUGUUCCCCAGAGCGUGAAAACAAAAGAAACCAACCCCACUGGACCGGGGUCCCCCACUCCAUGUAAACAGGCCCUUAAACUCGCUAUUAAAGGGGCUAGGUCACGCUAUUGCUUUCUUUUUAAAAAGCUAAAACUUGAUGCUUUCAAAACAAUUGAAUUCCCAAACAAAGUGGUCCAGUUUUGUUAGUCAAGACCAUUUUUAUGCAUCGAAACUUUUUCCUGCCGUCUUUUGCAACGGAUGGCAACGGUGGACACGGAUUGAAACCUGAAAAAGUUGAGCCAUCCUUCUCAAGUAUUAAAGGCGCUGUGUCACGAAAUUCAGCCAAAUAAGGAAAUUACAAAAUGGCCAUUAAAAAUAACCGCUUAAACGUUAAAGAAACGUUAUAGUAUUACAACAGAAACAACAGAUGCCACGGAUGGGCAAAACUGAAGUAGAUUGAAACGGAUUGAAAUUAGGGUUUUUGAACGCUGUUCAGCCUAACAGCUUUUCAAUGUUGAUCCCUACUGCUUUCAACUUCAAAAAUAAUGCUCAGGAGACAUAUGUGUUUGUCUCGGAUCUCUGAUUUUGUCAUUUACAUGUAAUUUCUUCCCUUACUUUAAGUUCCAUAGCGAUUUAGGGCAAGUAAUUGGCAAAAUUAAAGAAAAUUAACUGGACUGCCGUGACACGGCCCCUUUAUUGAUAUGCCUGCCGAAAAUUUCACCAAAAUAAUUAUUAGGGUGCGUGCUCCCUGAUGAAAUUUGUUUGAAUUAUCUUACUCAUUACUCUAGAGGAGCAUUUUCUUUAUGGGUAAAGGUACUUAGUCAUGACGUCAGCACAGAAUUGACCUAAAACCGCAAUAUCCUCGUGAUAAAGUCCCCUUAGGGUGAUGUUGCAUGAGACGAUUCGCAACGACGAUUUUUAGCGCAACACAGCGUCGUAACAUUGUUGCGAGAUUGUUUCGAAUGAUUACUUUUUCCCGCAUUGCAACCCUGUGUUGUGCUAAAAAACGCCUUUGCGAAUCGUCCUGUGUAACAUCACCUUUGAAUGUGUGUUUUCUGCCAAGGUAAUGCCAUUAUUGGCUUUCCUUCAUUGAGAUUCUCCUUUCCGUGAGUUAGAAUACGCACUUUCAUUUCAGGGUAUUAGCGAAAAAGGUCUUACCCCCAAAAAUUCAACGUGGUUGAAAGAAACCCAUGUCCACAUCCACACCUCAUCUGGACUGGCUAUCUUCACACCAGAAUCAUCUGAACUGAGGCAAGAUCCCCAUCACAGUCAACAUGAUUCUAUCAUUAUCAUUUUUUUUUAUAAACCCGGCCUGAGGUUUGUCCACGUAACCACCCACUCGGAAUGACUGGCGUUCUAUCAACUGAGUGGCUUAAACGUUUGAAACAGACUAGUCUACAGGACAGUCAGCGUAUCUUGGUCCUGAUAUUAGCUCCUUUUAUUUCAGACUAAUUCCUAACGACCAGUACUACUGUGGAAUUCUUUACUUCACCGGUAGUGAUGAGUUUAACAGGAGAAUGCGCCAACAUGCCCUCGACAACGGGUUUACUAUCAAUGAAUACUCCAUAAGGUAUGUUAGUAUCAUCAUCAUCAUUAUCAUUGUUUUCGCUAUUAUCAAUAUCGUCAAAAUAAUUAAGAUUAUCUGCGUCAACACUGUACCAUUAUUCAUAUUUUCCUCAUUAUAAUGAUUACAAGUUUAAUGUCAUUGCUCACAUGUCUUCGUUAUAAUCAAUUGUCUUUCCUCUCAUCUUUAUCUCCAAACCGUUAUAUACCGUCCUUCGAAAAACUUUACAUGUUAUAAUGCUUCGAGAACAUCAUCAUAUAGGGCUCGAAGUUGGCCAUCGCAUUAACUUACCAAUUGUGAGAAGUAUUCGGAUGGCGAGUCAAAAGUACACCCUUUAGAAGGUUUUUUUCAGUAAAAUCAGAAACCCAUAAGGGGUUGUUCAACCCCUUAUGAGUUUCUGGUAAAAUCUCUUGCAAAGAGCCUGUGUGAUCAUCAUCAUCAUCAUCAUCAUUAUCAGCUGCAGCAGCAGCAGUAGCUUGAUCACUUAGAAAUCCACAAUAUCGAUUAAUCCUCACGUUCCACAGCUCCAUCACCGUCAACAAUGUAAUAUCCGUAUCUUCACAUCCUUAGUGUCCUGCGGGAUCCCUUUCCUUGGGCCUUAUUGAAAUACUAAUUCUGUCUUUUCUUCCUUUUGUUGGAUUUCUCAGACCAUUGGGGAGUACAGGUUAGUCAUGUUAUUUGAAUCUUUACUUAACCAGAGCGUCCAUACUUGUUACAGAACUGUCAACAUUUUGCUUUCGUUAUCAUAGUCUGGGACCAGGCUCCUUGCCGGGAUAAAACGACGAAUAACGGGGCGAGCCUGCCGUUAUUCGCCAUGUAGUCUGUCCGAGGGUUAAAUUUUUCAUCCGUUCUUUUUAGGUGUUCCAGGGGAACCCAUACCUGUAUCAAGCGAAGAAGAGAUAUUUGAAAUCAUUGGCAUGGAAUACAAGCAACCUCACGAGAGAAAUCUUUAA